AACUGUGGAGGCGCUUUGCAUUCAGUCUCGCUUUCUUGUAGUAGAAAUGGCUCACGUUGUUUAGGCCGGUUUUGUAUUAUUUUUUAUUAUCAAAUUUUCCAUAAUGACUAUGCCAGCUGAAAACUGGAGGCCUCGUCAUGUCAACAUGCAAACUUCAAUGGGAGAUAUACAGCUAGAAUUGUAUUGGAAUCACACCCCAAGAACAUGCCGAAACUUUGCAGAACUUUCAAGGCGUGGCUAUUAUGACAAUGUUAAAUUUCACAGAGUGGUUUCUGACUUUAUGCUGCAAACAGGAGAUCCGACAGGUACAGGGAGAGGUGGCUCAUCAAUUUAUGGUCCUCUUUUUGAAGAUGAAAUUCACAGAGAGUUAAAGCACACAGGAGCUGGUAUUUUAUCAAUGGCAAACAGCGGACCAAACACUAAUGGCAGUCAGUUUUUCAUUACUUUAGCUCCAGCCCAGUGGUUAGAUGGAAGACAUUCAAUAUUUGGUAGAGUUUCAAAAGGGAUGGAAAUUGUUAAAAGACUUGGACAAGUGCCAACUGACAAUGGGGACAGGCCAACACAAGAUAUUUAUAUUAUAAAAGCACAACCUGAAGAGGAGGACUAAACUUUUAGUGUAAAAUAUAUUUGUAAAAUAUAAACGUUAUGUCAUGACCUGAAUCGAUGUUUAUAGCUAAUGUAGUACUUUCACUGUUGCCCUUAUUUGGUCCCCAUGCUGUUGGUAAGACUAUUUAUGUUUACUAGUAGAUUCCUCAAUAAGUUUAGCUGAAUGCAGAUAUGACCAGUUUAUGGAGUUUAACUUUAUUUUUAUGGAAAAUUAGCAGGAUGCAUGAAAAAGGAAAUGACCAAUGCUUGCAAUGGGUGAAGGGGUUAACCCAUUAAAAGGAUUAUACUUCAAGUUAAAAGAUUCAUGGAUCAUUGAAGGGUGUAAAGUCCCAGUCAUAGAGAACUGUGAUGGGCUUGUAUAGAAAUAAGAUAUUAUAUAAAGUGCUUGAUAGAGUUAAAGUUAAACUUUUGAUCAUGAUGUUUUAAUUUUUACCAA
This is a messenger RNA of Rhopilema esculentum, 1042 nucleotides long. RefSeq lists its product as uncharacterized. Gene Ontology annotation, cellular component: catalytic step 2 spliceosome. Gene Ontology annotation, molecular function: peptidyl-prolyl cis-trans isomerase activity. Gene Ontology annotation, biological process: protein peptidyl-prolyl isomerization; protein folding. Lineage: Eukaryota; Metazoa; Cnidaria; Scyphozoa; Rhizostomeae; Rhizostomatidae. The record is from RefSeq and is a predicted model, not a curated record.